AUUGUUAAUAGAUGUAAAAUUAUACUCUCCAGGUGUAGAUAGUCUUUGAAAAGUUUAUGUCCGUUUACGCAUUUGUCGUAGAGUUACCAAAAAACUUACACUUGCAAGAGACAUAUUUGCAAACGCAACGUUGAUACCGGAGUGCAUUGAUAACAUAAUUAGUGUUUAUCAGACUAUAGUCUAGGAUUUAUAUUAUCCUUCUCCUAUAAUUUCGGGGAAGAUGUUCAAUUUCUUAUCAAAUUUUCAAAAAGGACUCAAGAAUAAAAGAAAAGACAAAAGGGGAAAAGAAAGGAAAAGAAACAUAUGGUUGCUAUUCCGCGCUACGGAUUUUGCAUCGUUGAUGUAUCCUUGCUUCACUGUGUGCCGCAUUAUGGGACUGUUUUCAUACAAGUUCAACGCCUCGAACAUCAAGACUUACAAACCAAGCUAUAUUUUAUCGACCAUCGUUAUGUGCGUUUUUUGUACUGCCUAUUCAAUAGUAUUUAAUGAUAUUAUUAUUGCUAAAAAUAUGCCAAUAGUCACAGACGUAGACACACCCAGGAUACUUGAACAGGCGAGCGAGUACGUUUUUGGUGGAUUUAUAGUAGUCACUACAUUGAUUUUGACUAAACCACGAAUGCGUUUUCUUCAGACCAUAAUGGAGGUUUCAUCGAAAUUACCCCCGCAAUCGUUUCAGAAUUUAUCUAGAUUAAUUCACGCUAAGGACAUAUUCGUUAUCCUGUUUAUAAUUAUGUCAUUGGUGAAACACUUUUCGACAAUGCUACAGAACAUUAGCAUCUUCCGCAAACUUGUUGCGCCAUACAUGAUACUCCUGAUUUUUCAAAUGAAUAUGCUGUAUAUGGAUUGUGUUUGUAUAUUGAAAGCCUGUUUCAAGCAAAUCAAUGACAGUUUGAUGAAUUUGCGAGAACUCUUUACGAAUGGUGAGCCAUGCCUUCUGAGCGGCACCUAUAGAGCGCAGAGAACUCCUUUCAUACUGCUGGAGAUCACAGCUCUGAAAAAGCAGCAUUUGGCAAUCAACGACGCAGUACGGAUGCUAAAUAUGGUCUUCAGUUUGCAACUCGUUGCUACGAUACUUAUGGCUUUCGCUCAUAUCACUUUCAAUAUGUACUAUUUCUUCGGAUUGUUAAUACAAAAUUGUUCGACCCUGACCAAUUUUGAAAGACAGGCGCUUUUCAAGUACUUCAUUGUAUCUAUAAUGUGUUACAUUAUUACAUUAGGAAUGAUACUAUGGGCUUGCGAAACCGGCAAGAAUCAAGCACUGGAGAUCAAAAGCACUGUUCGCGAAGUAUUAAACAACACUAACAAUAAGCAAAUAAAAUACGAGUUGAACCUUUUUUCAUUGCAAUUAUUACAUUGUGAAAAUGUAUUUUCCACGAAGUGGAUUAAUAUGGACACUACAUUGGCAACUGUGUUUAUAGGUAGCGUUACGACGAAUCUAGCAAUCUUGGUCCAAUUCGCGUACAUGUCAAAUACUUGCGAGGAAAAUCUGUCUAAUAAUAAGCAAUAAAUCUAUAUAGUAUAAACAUAGAAAACAGGUUUUAAAUAUUCUUCUGUGUAUGUGAUUGUAAGUAGAGAAUCGUUGUGAAUAGAAAUAGUGUUUUAUGCUUAUAACUAUAGGUAUACAUAUAGGUAUACGUACACGUAUAAAGAAAUUUAAAAUAUUUCAUAUUCUAUAGGUAAGAAUU
Vollenhovia emeryi is the source of this 1685-nucleotide messenger RNA. RefSeq lists its product as uncharacterized. The transcript is spliced from 3 exons. NCBI's taxonomy places the organism in Eukaryota, Metazoa, Arthropoda, Insecta, Hymenoptera, Formicidae. Gene Ontology annotation, cellular component: membrane; dendrite; neuronal cell body. The record is from RefSeq and is a predicted model, not a curated record. Gene Ontology annotation, biological process: sensory perception of taste. Bases 221 to 1507 code for a protein of 428 amino acids.